AUGAUCUACGACCGCUUUGAUGGACUGAUUGCAAUGAAGGACCUGCUGCGAAUCACCGCCGAGGUGGCGGAUCGAAACGUCAAAGUGACGGUCAUUGCCUUCCCGCCUGAGGAGGCGGUGACGCCUUUAGAGGAACGAAGCUCCUCUUCUUCUUAUCAUGAACUCCCGAACUUCAAAGGAAGUGGAGGAGGUGGAAAUAGCGGCAACAGUGGCUACAACGACGUCACCUACAAGAAGCUGCUGAAGAACAUCAAGAAGAGCGAGCACAACUUUGUGCUCUUUCUCAGCGCGGAGAAGUCGCUCAACUUUCUGCGCGAGGCGUUGCGCUCGAAUCGCAUGAGCGAGUACGACAACUUUCUCAUCGCCUCGGUGACGAAGCUCGAAGGCCUCUCGGGGCCGAUUGCCUUUGACCGGAGCGGCCACCGCGUCAACUUUACCGUCGAUGUGCUGCAGCUGAAGCCGCACGCCGGCCUGAAGAAUGUGGCCACCUGGACGGAGCAGAGGGGCAUCACCGCCAAGGGCAACUACUCCUUCACCGACUCCUACAAUCAGGUGCUGGUGGCGAUGCGAACCAAGGAGCUGGUGGUGCUCACGUCGAACGCCAAGAACAUUCCCUACGUCUUCUUCAAGCCCGACCACGAGAAGCGGGUCGGUAACGACAAGUACGACGGCUACUGCAUUGAGCUGCUGCAGAAGAUCGCCGAGGUGCUCGAGAAGAACUUCAACUCCUCCUUCAAGUACACCAUUCGCCUGCCGGCCGACGGGAUGGGCACGGGGAAGGACCAGGGCAACGGCGAGUGGAACGGCAUGAUCGGCGAGUUGAUGCGCCACCAGGCCGACCUGGCCAUCUCCGACCUGACGGCCACCUACGCCCGUGAGCAGGUGGUGGACUUUACGAUGCCCUUCAUGAACCUGGGCAUUACCAUACUGUUCAAGAAGACGCCCAACGAGGAGCCGGAACUGUUCAGCUUUCUCAAGCCGCUCAGCGUGGAGGUGUGGCUGUACCUGGGCAGCGCCUUCCUCGCCGUCAGCAUCAUUCUCUGGCUGAUGGCACGGAUCAGCCCCUACGACAUUGGGAAUAGCCUUUGGUUUACCAUUGGCUCACUGAUGCAGCAGGGCAGCGACCUCGCCCCGCGGGCGCUCUCCACGCGCACCCUCGCCGCCGUCUGGUGGUUCUUCACCAUGAUCAUGAUCAGCAGCUACACGGCCAACCUGGCCGCCUCACUGACGCUGAGCCGCAUGGCGCCCGCCAUCAACAACGUCGAGGACUUGGCGAAGCAGACAAAGAUCCACUACGGCUGCAAGGAGACGGGCAGCACGCAUGACUUCUUUAAGCACUCCAACCUGAGCAUCUACCAGCGGAUGUACAACACCAUGGAGGCGCACAAGGAGGUCUACAUCGACGACUUCGAGAAGGCGACCGAUCGGGUGCGUAAGGGCGGCUACGCCUACCUCGCCGAGUCCAGCACCAUCGAAUACAAGAAGGAGCGCGUCUGCGACGUCUACCAGGUGGGCAACUGGCUGGACAACAAGGGCUACGGCAUUGCGACGCCCAGCGACUCGCCCUACCGGACGCCCAUUUCGAACGCCAUCGUCGUCCUGCAGGACCAGGGGCAGCUGUACCAGCUGAAGAAGAAGUGGUGGAUCGAGGACGGCGGCGGCCAGUGCCCCGAGUCGCCGCCCUCCAGUCAGGAGCUGAACAUCGAGAACGUGGGCGGCGUCUUUGUGGUGCUGGUGGCGGGCGUCGUCGCCGGCUGCUUCUUCGGCGCCCUCGAGUUCAUCUGGAAGAGCCUGAAGGUGGCGAGGCAUGAGCGGGACUCCAUCGGCAAGCUCAUCUGGCUGGAGGUGGUGCGCAUCUGUACCGGUGGCAGCUCCUCUCGGCCCGUUUACCAGUCCCAGUCGAGCUCCAACAUUGCCCCAACAACUCCUCAAAGUCCAAACUCCGCUGGGGAGGCCAACACUGUCAACAGCGCCCGGCCGAGACUGACCAAGGCCAGCAGCGGUACGUCCAUCAUGAACGGCCUGCUUAGCCCUCCGCCGCCCAGCUCUAACUUCGGUGACUACGAUGCUCGGGCUCUGUCUCCGGGGCCCGGCUUUACACUGCCACCGCCGCCACCGGAGCUACCUCCUCAGCAGCAGCAGUACCAGCUCCGGCAGCUGCCCUCCUUCAACUCCUACGACUCGACGGCGCCGCUGCUCAGCCCGGGCGGCAUCUCCGGGCCGCCGGGCAGCGCUUUUAGCCGGCUAAACAGCGGCAUCUCCAAUCCCAAAUCGCCCUCCCUCUACAGUAACAUGUACUGA
Rhagoletis zephyria (snowberry fruit fly) is the source of this 2301-nucleotide messenger RNA. The record is from RefSeq and is a predicted model, not a curated record. NCBI's taxonomy places the organism in Eukaryota, Metazoa, Arthropoda, Insecta, Diptera, Tephritidae.